ACUCCUGCAUUACAGCGACUCGCGCGCCUAGAUCCUCAUCCGCAACCCAACCGCUAUGGCGAUCCAGCAACCUGCUACGGUAAUCGCCGUGCCUCCCACCACUACGGUGGUCCAUGCGCAGAAUGGGUGCAGCUGCACCGUCCCCCCAAAUGUCAGCGGACACGUGCGCGGGUCGAGGGGGGCCACCAUCGCCACCAUCGUCGUUCAUGCGAUCGCCCUUCUAGCGUUCGGCUGGAUUUUGUGGGGCAUUUGGCUGGCGAGUCUGAUCAGCUUCAUCAUGGGAGGAAUCCUCCUGUGCCAGUUCAACAAGUGCACAUACAUCGUCGCUGGCUCCCUGUUCAUCCUCGGGUGCAUCUUCGACCUGGUCUCGAUGGCAGCUUGGAUCGCCUAUGCAACAUCAGACAACUACUACUACAACGGCUCCGAGCUCUCCAGCGCCGUCGGGUGGUUCGCUCUGCCCGCUGCGCUCGGCGCCUUGUCCUUCAUCGUCGCGAUCGUGUUCAUCUUCCUUGCUAUAUGCAACUGGGAGAAGAGCGGCGCCCCAGACGCGAUGGGCCCGCCCAUGCCCGGAGGUGCCCAAGUCAUGGCACCAAACCACGGCGUCCAGAUGAAGCACCACGCGCCUCAGGCUCAGCCUCAGUAUGUUGGCCACGCCCAGGCACCACCUCCGUACAGCGGAAACGUGUGAUCGGGCAAAUUUGUACACGUCGGCCUGCCAGAGUCCGAGGACAUCGACUCCGGUCACGAUGUAUGCGCGAC
Ectocarpus siliculosus is the source of this 759-nucleotide messenger RNA. NCBI's taxonomy places the organism in Eukaryota, Phaeophyceae, Ectocarpales, Ectocarpaceae. The record is from the annotation of a GenBank genome assembly.